Molecule: messenger RNA, 4904 nt
Organism: Colius striatus (speckled mousebird)
Lineage: Eukaryota; Metazoa; Chordata; Aves; Coliiformes; Coliidae
Gene: TMEM229B
Product: transmembrane protein 229B
Exons: 5
Coding region: 752-1255 (167 amino acids)
Source: RefSeq, a predicted model, not a curated record
UGGGGCGGGCAGUGUCCUGCCCCGGGUGCGGGGGCUGCUCGGGAGGCGAGGAGCCGCAGCCGCCCUCAGCGCCCGGCGGAAACAUCCCUCCUGCCCGCCCACCCGGCACCCUCAGGGGCUGACCUCGGGGCUGGGAACGCGGCAAACAGGUAGGUGUUGACGGGACGUCCCUGCACCGUGCAGCCUCCCCUGAGGCGUGCAGCCAUCUUGUGCCGCCAAGCACCUUUGGGCCAAGGCCGAACGGCGCUGCAGGCCCGCCGUGGGCAGAGCCGCUGGCGGCUGUGCGCUUCUUCCUCGGGCCUCCCAAGCAGGCAAUGAAGCUUGACUGCCAGGACAUUCCUCAGCCACUGAACUUUAUACAAAGUACCUCCUCAGAAAUUGUCUGCACACACCUUGCUUUAACUCCUCAAGGCCCAGACCCAUAUCAGUGCUCACACAAGUGGGUGAGAACAUUACAUGCCAGACCCAGGGCUGCUGAAAACUUACCAAAGGGAGAAGGAUGCCAGGCAGACCAUGUCCACACAUCAGAGCACCACAGAAGGCUCACUGCUAUGGAGGAAGGCCGUCUGGUUGGUGUAUUAGCUAUUGGUCAAACGCACCUGGUCCAAAAACGGCGGUCGUCUGAAACAGCUCGGGACUGCUGGAGGCAACCUGGCCAACCCACGGAUGCUGUGAACCAGGAGCUGGCCAAGAAGCACGAGAGCUCCAGGAUUCCCUAGAAAAGAGAGUCUGCUGGGGUGUGUGCAGAAGAAUGGCUGCGGCAGAACCUCUGACCGCUUUCUCCCGAUGGUACCUCUAUGCCAUUCACGGCUAUUUCUGUGAGGUGAUGUUCACAGCUGCCUGGGACUUUGUGGUCAACUUUAACUGGAAGUUCCCAGGUGUUACCAGCGUGUGGGCACUAUUCAUCUAUGGCACCUCCAUCCUCAUUGUGGAGAAGAUGUAUCUGUAUCUCAAAGACAAGUGUAACAUUUUGGUGCGCUGCUUCAUUUACACGCUCUGGACAUACCUCUGGGAGUUCACCACUGGCCUCAUCCUGCGCCAGUUCAAUGCCUGCCCAUGGGACUAUUCCCAGUUUGAUUUUGACUUCAUGGGCCUGAUCACCCUGGAGUAUGCCAUCCCCUGGUUCUGUGCUUCUUUCAUCAUGGAGCAGCUGGUGAUCAGGAACACCCUGCGCUUACGGUUUGACGAGACUGCCGAGCCGGGGGCCCCCACCGUCCCCGUGGCCUUGGCCAACGGCCACGUGAAGACUGAUUGAGCAGUGACUCAGAGCCACACUUAGCAAUCUGACAGAGCCCAGACCUUGGCCACAGACUGCCCGCUCUGGCCCUAAGGUACUGCUCCUUGCUGUAUGAUAAGGUUCAUAAACCCCACUUUUCUAAUGGGGGCGUGCAUGGGAAAUACCAGAAACAAAGUGGAACCAAUAGAUUUUCUAUGGAUUUUACUCUUUGGGCUCCAAGGACCAGUACCAGUUCCUUGUUAGUUAGGUCAUUUCUGAUUUUAACUUAUUACAGAUGAAAGCAGUCCUUUUGCUUACACUUUUAUGUGGAAAAAGAAGAAAAAGAAACGCUAGGGUGAAAAUGCACCCAAACAGGAAAACCCUAAUGAGCGAAUGGGCACGGACACGCCAGCUGAGCUAGGGAUUGGCUUGCUCCAUUAGGCAAUAUCCAGGUGCUUGCUUGCAACCAAUACCUCCCGUGGGACCUGAGAUGCUGCAGGAAAACAAGGAAUAUCCAUCUGCUGGUGGGAAGAACCUGAGACUGGCAGCCUGCUGGGGAGGUAGAUGGUGUGGCCCUCGCGAGGUCCCGGGGGCCUCUUCCCAGGUUCUCUGUAGCACCACGAAACAGUCUGGUGCUGGACAUCUUGCUGAAUUUAUACAGUUCUUGUACUUCUUGAAAUCUCAGUCCAGACACUCACGAGGAAGAUUUUUCUUUUUCCUUCUUCUCUCUCUCUUUUUUUUUUUCUUUUUUUUUUUUAAAUAAAAGCCUUUAUCUGCCAGGUGAAUUUUACCAUGAUCUGUGCAAUCUGAAUCUUGGCAAAAGGCACAACAGCCUGAGUCUUCCCAUCUCCUCUGUUCCCCCAAAGCAGAUCUCGCCUGAGGGUCUGCUGCAGAUUCCAGCUCCCAGCUUGGCCGUGCAAGCCUUGAGCAGACUGUGCAGGCCACAAGCAUUCUCUGCCUUCCUUCCCAGGGAUUCCUCUGUUUCUGGUGAUGUUGAUGACUGUCUGACUGCAACUCAUUGUAUUUGAAGGUCAGAACCUUCAUGUGGCUAACAUGGCAUCCAGGAUUUGGUCCUCUGGCACUGACCAGAGGUAAGAACCUUCCUUCAGCACUGGCAGGUCUUGGCUCAGUUCUGACCGGUGCUCUUCUCAGUGUAUCAAGAGAAUUUGCUUUGAGUAACCACAGCCAUAUUGCCGUGACAAUAAUUGGUGGCAGCAAGAGAGGUGCCAUGCUGCCUGAUACGUUGUUAAAAAAAACAAAGCAAAGCAAAAAUCUCCCCUCUGAAGAGCACUUCUUCAACUGUGCCUGAGUGAGGCUUUGAGUGAGGGUGCAGGGGCAGCAGCGGCAGCAAGGUGCCGUGGCAGGGAGCACUGUGGCUGUGCUGUAAAACUGCUGGCACUGGGGAUGGUUUGAAAUUGAACCUAUAGGGUACAGGGAAGGAAAGCUGCAGUGUAGGGAAAGUGCUUGAUAGUGUUAGCCACAGGUUUAUAAUCCACUCUGGCAAGUCCUGGCUUUUGAAGUUAGCAACCAGCAUGGAGCCUCCGUCUAUCUGAUGUGUCUCACUCCUAACUGGUGAAUGGGGAAGGUUUGCUGUAGUUGCCUAGUAGGCCCAGAUACAUUUUUGUUGUUCCUCCACCACAGCCAACAGAGCUGCACCAGGGAUCAAUUUGGCUUGAAAUGCAGAAGUGUUGUAGAAUUCCAGCCUUGGAAUGGCUGGGCUAUUUCUGUGAGGGUUCCCUGUUUCUUUUGGGGAGUGCUCAGCUGUGAACCUGCUCCUUGCCCUGAGGCAUCCAUUCCUGAGGGGAAAAGCACUCCUUGCCCUGUGGAGGGGAUUUUUUUUGUUGAUUCUGCUCUUAGGAGGGCAGAGUUAAUCCUUUUUUGGUAUCACACACAGUGCAGUUAUUUUCUUCCUCCCCCUUCUCACAUGGCAUCCCCCCUUCUCAUUGCUGGCCAUAGACAGAGGGCAACCCAGGUGACAAGGAGUUAAUCAGAUCCGUCCUGGGGCAUGCCACGUCUCCUGAAGCACCCGUGGUACUUGGUGGGUAUUUAGAGUUCCCUUUUUAUAGCUCAUUAAAUUAAAAGAGGACAAACACUGAUCAGGUGUUUUUUUCCAUGCUAUGAUGCCAGUUUUCUGAAAUGAGAGGAACAGUUUGUGGUGUAUCAGCCUUGAUGGUCUUGGGUGUGUAGACCUAGGCAGAACAGGCCUGACACUGUACAUGAAGGGAGAAAAACAGAAGUGAGAUUUGUACAUGGGGUAAUGGAGAUGAUGUGUACACGAGGGUAAUGCAGAUGAUUUGUACAUGGGGUAAUGGAGAUGAGCUGUACUGGAGCAGAACAAGAAUUGCAAGGUGUGAGUGAGGGCAGUUUUGGCCCUGGGUCUGGGUCACUAAACACAGUGUCAAAAGCUGGGUUGUUGUCCUCUCACAGCAUAGCUUAAGUAUGGUGGUGUGUGGCCUCCUACACCACCUCUGCAUCAUCUGAAAGCCUCAGCUUCAUGGAAACAACCUUAGGAUCAGUGCUUUCUCCUUUGCUGUUAAAAACUCUUUAAAAGGAGUUAGCAGUGUGGUUUGGUGACCCCAUCUGCCCCUGAGAAUGGGGGAAGAGGAGGAGGAGUGGCUGACUACAGAAGUAGCCUUGUGCACAACAGCAGUUGUGGGGCUUGACUUUAGAAGAUCCCCACUAAAUGAUGCUGGUUUUGUUUGGUGAUGUAAUACUUGGAUUUCCCAGCAGCAUCUAGAAUCUUAUUCCAUUAUCCCUGUUGCUUGUGCCAUUGUAACAGCUAUUGUAAUCUGCUUUCCAGCGGUGUCUGACAUGUAACCACCCAGCUAUUGCAUCCUCUUAGCAUAGCAGCUUCCAUCCAGAAGUGCACUUUACUUGCAGCUUGCACACCAGAAACAGAAAAGGACCCAACAAAUUCUUAAAUCAAUGACAAUAAAGAUACACAAUGGCAUGUACCUAAUGCAGCAGCAUUAGCCAGACUUCCCCUUUCUGGGGCUGCACUCAGAGCUUUGUCUUUUCUGCAAAAUCUCCCUUUUUACUGCACGUGACGCUCCUCCUGACAUCUCACAGCAGUGCCCCGAGCAUGUUACAGGGCUCUCAGUGGCAGCUCAGGGGGAGCUCAGGAGCUGGACUGAAAUUGAAGAGACAUUUACAUUAAGAAGAAAAAAAAAAAAACGCACAAAGCCUAACAUUUGUUUGUACUUGUAUCUUCCUCAGUAGAUUAAAGUUGCCUGUUUUGAGUUCACCAGCAAUAAAAAAACCCCUUGUGAUUUAUCUGCCCUGUCCUAACUGCAGCAAGGAGAGAGCGGCCCCUCGCUGCUUUGCUUUUCUGGUGGGCAGUGGGAUAGGGGCUCCAGUUACCCCAAGGUUCCAGUUUUGUCUCCCUUCUGUUGCUUAUCUUGCCCUAAAAGAUCUCAGAGUACAUGAUGAAAGCCAAUGUCUGGUGUCCUAUGUGCAAGGGGCAGUUCAAGCAUUACUCUGACGUCUGUUGACACUCCAAAGAUCUUGCCAGAGGGAAGUGGCUGAUUUACAGCAGGCCCAGGCUGUGUUUUGGUCUUUGGUUGUUAUAAUUGAGAGCAAUGUGUACAUAUGUACCAGGUACCGUGCGCAUUUGGUCUGAGUGCAUUUUGUAAUUAAAGCAGAGUAAUCCAAUCAAGGUUUUGCUUGACUGAUCCUGUGACUACAAAAA